This is a messenger RNA of Mustela erminea (ermine), 1031 nucleotides long. RefSeq lists its product as uncharacterized. Lineage: Eukaryota; Metazoa; Chordata; Mammalia; Carnivora; Mustelidae. The record is from RefSeq and is a predicted model, not a curated record. The transcript has 8 exons. Bases 408 to 1031 code for a protein of 207 amino acids.
AAAAAAAAAAGCCUCUCCUCUGUUUUGAGGAGUUUUAGGAAUAACAAGUAGGAAAGUAGGAUAAGUUUGUUUUUGCGGGCAAAACACCCGGCAGGUUGAUUUUGUAAGGGUCCUGUUACCUGGUGACCAGAGGUGGGAUCCGGAGAAGACCCCCCAGACAGCUCUGAGGCGGGCUGAGGAAGCGGGUGCGGGCGCCCGCAGAGCCGGCAGAGGGGGGACCCCGGGGCCCGAGGAGUAGCCUGCCUCCAGCUUCUACCGGCCGUCCUGGCAUCUCCGGCAGAGGCCUCUGCUUUGUACCCUGCAGCCUGGCUUCCUGAGGCCUGGCUGAAGUGAUCUGAGAGGCAAGGGUUAUAAGUCUUCAGCAGCUGCGUGUUGGAAAGACCAGCAGAUGUUCUGACUGCUUCUAGAUGUUGUUGGCGGGCUGUGUCAGAGGGGGCUGCCAGCCAGGCCUUGCCAUGUCAGGAGACCUUGGGGGAAGGAGCAGAUCUCAAGCUAUAGCAGAUGUGUUCCUGCCACCCAGCUUCAGUGACCGGAUACACCUUGGCCUGCCCCACAGCCAGGCGCCUCCAGCUGUGUUCCCAGAGUACGCCCGCAACCCCAGCCUGUCUCCAGCCCAGACGUCACACCACACCUUGUCUGGAACUCAUCCUCACCUCCACCGUAUGGAAAUUAUUCAGAGCAUGGGGUUGAGAAUCAGAGGAACCAAAGACAACUUGGGCGGUGGUGACGGAGGGGGCAUCAAUGUUGUAGCCGUACCAAGACUGCAGUUCAGAGCUACCACUUCUAUUCCACUGGCUACCACGGACACCACACAGCUGGCCACUGCUUCCCCACUUGUGGAAAAAUGUGUAAUGGUGACCAGUAGAAGAGAAAGUACACUCAGUCUGGGUUGCUUCCCAGACAAGAAGAUGAGAGGGAGUAUCACCAGGUACUCUGGGUCAGCUCUGCUACAUUAUUGUACAAGCCUACAGCAUCUGGAGAACAAGGGAAAAAUCAACCUCCUUGAGAUGGCUUCCACAUUUACGAGAUAG